This is a messenger RNA of Apus apus (common swift), 4795 nucleotides long. It is a transcript of the gene IQCH, whose product is annotated as IQ motif containing H. The record is from RefSeq and is a predicted model, not a curated record. Gene Ontology annotation, molecular function: protein binding. Lineage: Eukaryota; Metazoa; Chordata; Aves; Apodiformes; Apodidae. Bases 214 to 3432 code for a protein of 1072 amino acids. The transcript has 20 exons.
GCAAUGGCUUUAAAGCAAUUUGCUUUAUACUGUCUUAUUUAUAAAAGUACAGCAGCAUGGGAAGUUACAUGUAUUUCCUUCUUGUACUUAGGAAUAAUUUAAUUUGGAUUCAGUUCUGCUACAUAAUCCCAUCGGUUUUGGUCAUGGGUAUAAUUUUUAUCAUAACUUGCUAUUUAGGUUCAAGAAGAUCUUCACAAAUUUAGAGUGACAAAUAUGAACUUGAAAGGAAAUGUAAAAGCUGUGGAUAUUAGCAACCUCGAAACAGCAAUUGAAAGACCUGAACUUGGGCUCAGAAAACAUGCUGAAAAUUAUUUAAAUGCUAUAGACAGACAAAUGUUAACUGUUUCUCCUGCUGAUAAUAAAGAAGUACAUUCAAAAGAGCCCCCUAAAUGGGGCCUCCGUUUUGGUGCUUCUCAGAAACAGCUGAUUUUACCACCAGUACCUGUUGAGCCCAUGAGUGCCCAGGCGUGCAGCAAGUCAGCACCACGCGUUCCUCAGAGCUCACAGCAUCAGCUGGAAAUGGAUAUGAAGAUUAUGCUUGACCCAGAGAACAUAAAUGUUUUAAAACAGCAGAACCGUGAGACCAGGCUGCCACUUAUAACUAAGAAAAAAUCUGCUCCUGUGUGUAGUCUGAAGAUGGUGAAAGGUCAUACAGCUGGCAACCUUUGGGGUUUGCCUGUCUCUGACCACAUGGAUUCUCCCUUGCCCCUGUUGGAGCAAGAUGUAACAAAAGGGGUGAGUCCCAGAAGCCCACCCCAGUACUGUUCAGGUAUUCUGAGCCUAACUGAACAAAGGCUUAUCCUUCCAGCAUCAAAGAUAACCCUCCAGACACCUCCUGUUGCAUGCAAAGCAGCACCUUUCCAUGAAUUCCACAGGCAGCACAAGAAGUCAGCUGUAGGAGACAUUAAUAGUAGGGUGCACCCUGAGAGUACAGACACCAUCUCCUUCCCAAACUCAAAGGAAACAAUUCAUGGCACAUAUUCCUCUAGUAAAGGUAACACUGCACCACUUCCAUCCAGCACUUCCAUGGUUCCAGCAAGGAAAUCAAAGCAGUUGUGGAUAAAUCCAGCUCAACAGUUGGAAUCUGAGCUGCAGAUUCCAUCUCAGACCCAGCCCCCACAGACGUCUCCAUGCCAGUCCUUACAGGAUCCAUGCUUUGAUUGUGACAUUGCUGUUUGCCAUGGCACGAUAGACCAGAAAGCUCCAGGCUUCCUGGCAUUCAAGCAACGUUAUUGUUUAUCUUGGAGAAGCAUUGCUGGUUUUUUGGAACAUACAGAAAAGCUUCUCAAGGAUUAUGCUGUACCUUUGGCUACAAUCAACUGUAAAAAGUUGGCGGAAGUCGCAUCAGGCUUUGAGCUUUAUGAGAAUCCCACCAAAAAUGACAUUCUGUCAGUGAUAAAGAAUCAAUCAGCUGUGGAAAAGAUCUUAAAUCGACCUGGCCAAAGAUACAAAGGCCAAGGGGGUACUGAAAUGGCUGCCACCAAGAUCCAAGCGACAUGGAGGUGUUACCAGGCCAGAAAAGCCCCCAUCCCUCCUGGGCAGCAGAGCUGGGCAUCAGGUGUGAUCGCUCGUUCUUGGCUCCGGUGGAACCACAUGGCACGUGUGAAAAAGACCCUGAAGGAAUCACGUCAGAGACACCUGGAGAAUUUCUACAUCAGGGCCAAGCAUCUGGCAGCCAACUGGAAUCGCAUCAGGACCUCCAGGAGGACUAUUAUCCAUAUCCCAUCAUUAGGAUAUCCCCAGUGCAUCCGUGAGCACAUCCCUGAACUUGCUCUCCAGCAGAAUCUGCAGAUGGGAAGGCUGUGUGACAUUCGGGAUGCCAACGUGGACGUCAUCUACAUCUGCCCCCUUCAUCUGAGUGAGGAGUUACUGCAGUAUUACAAUAAACUCCUGGGUCUGCAGGCAGCUGUUAGAUCUGGGAACCCUGAGGACAUGGGUGACCUGCAGGACAGGUUCAAAAUUCUCACCCCUGAAGCUACAAACAGCUUUCCUGAGCAGCACAUGUGCCUAGCCACUCAGCUGAAGUACAGUCCCAAGACAAUCAAAAGAAUAAAAAUUCUUAUCCAGAGCAGAGAUGCCUACAUUAUUGGAGGGGUUCCCCACCAAGAUGAUUUAGCAGUGGCUGACAUGCUCAGUGUGCCUAUCUUGGGCUCGCUGCCAGAGGUGGCUCAUCUCUACAGCACAAAGUCUGGAAGUAAACAAAUUUUUGCCAGUGCUUGUGUGCCAACCCCUCCUGGAGCAGCUGACAUCUCCACCAGUGAGCAGAUGAUCAGUGUUCUCAGCCAGCUUGUCCUUGACAACCUGGAAGUGCAGCGUUGGCUUUUCAAAGUGAACAAUGAAUCUGGAGGCAAUGGCACUGCCUGUUGUGACAUUAUUUCACAUCUGAAGUGCUACCACUGGGUUCAGAAGGAACGUCAGAGAUACAGCCCUGAGAUGUGGACUCAGAAGUGGGCACGUGAGCCAGCUUUGGUGAAGAUCUCCCAGGAGCUGCCAGGCCUUUUAGCACAGCACGUACAGCCAGUCAAUGAGAAACGAUUCCCUACAUGGGAAAAAUUCCUCCAAACAUUCCUUAGUCAAGGUGGUGUGAUAGAAGCCUUCCCUCUCUCAGAAGAUGUCACCAACCUGACGGUGGACAUGCUGAUCGAGCCAACAGGCAGGAUAGAAGUAGUGUCCUCUGGAACCCAGCUCCACGCGGACGGGGCCUUGCGCGCCUCCGGCACCGCCAUCCCACAGUGCUCUGUGGAGCCAGCAGCUCUCAACUCCCUCUGCUUAAAAAUUGGAGAAGCCUGUAAAUCUAGAGGAGUGCUUGGUUACUUCUCAGUUGAUUUUGUGACUUUCACCCAUCCCCAGACGAUGGAGCGGCAGGUGUGGGCAACAGACCUUGACCUCUGCUAUAGUGACCAGCUGGCCUGGACUCAGCUCCUGUUGUACAUGACAGAUGGAAACCUGGAUUGUCGCUCCGGCCGCUUUGAAGUAUCUCCGGGUUCAAAGCAAAGGCAAAGCCAACCUGUUCAGCUUGGGGAGGCAAAGACUACUUCUCCAACAAGCCCCCGGUGUGCAGUAGCAAGCAGCCAGCUGAGGCACUCCAGCCUUUCAGGCAUCUACUACAAUGUCCUCCUGGAGAGGUGUAAAGCUCGUGGUGUUGGAUUUGACCUCCAGGAAAAACAGGGAACAGUUUUUAUAUUGUAUGAAGAUCAGAAGCGAUACAGAUUGGGAAUGAUAACAAUCGGAGAGGAUCUCCAGGGGGUCCUCAUGACCUUUGCUCGCAAUCUCUUCAUCAUCCAUCAAGAAAUAUCAGCACCUAAUAUGCAAGGCGAGACCAAUUUUAAGAUGGCAAUUCGAGAUAUUGAAGCAAUUCUGGGAAUUACAGCAGAAAACAAACUGAAAUUGGAAGACAAGCAACCUUCAAAAGCAGAUGCUCGGGAAGAAUAGUUAACAGAAAAUGUUUAAGUGCCUUAUUCCUUAUGCUUCUGUAAGUGCUUUCUCAACUGUAAGAACAGGUUUGGUUUUCCUUCUGCAUCGGCACAUGAAGUUCCAUUAACUGAGACAGGACAUUGCCAUGGUUUCUGAGUGCAGAGUUUCCCUUCUUUCACAAAAAUAACCUGUUGGAAAGCAGAGGGUUAAUAGAUGCCCCGGAUGUUCCUCCUGUUAUUCCUGAAUUACACAGUGUUUUAAAUCUUAUUAAUGGAACACACAGAGGGAUCAUGCUGCUUUGUCACUGCAGACUAGGAGGUCACUGAAACUGAAAGAGGGGAGAUUUAGGUCAGACAUCAGGAAGAAAUUCUUCACCAUGAGGGCAGGAAGGCACUGGAACAGGUUGCCCAGGGAGGCUGAGGCUGCCCCAUCCCUGGAGGUGUUGAAAGCCAGGUUGGAUGAGGCUUGUGCAGCCUGGUCUGCUGGGAGGUGUCCCUGCUUGUAGCACGGAGGUUGGAACCUGAUGAUCUUUAAGGUCCCUUCCAACCUUCACCAUUCUGUGAUUCUAUGAUCAUACUCCUAUUGAAGAGUCCUUGUCAUCCUAAACACCUCAAGCCUGUUGUCUUCUGAAGUAUAGACUUCUGAAAUGAAAGAAGUGUUCUUCUGCCUAUAAAUAAAUACACUGAAAUGCCAUCUUCUCAGAAAGGCCAGCAACCCAGAUUCUUCUGCAGAGCUGACUGUCCUUCUUGUUAACUUUCUGCUAUUUCUUUCAUUAUCUACAGAUUUCUGCAGCAGUUGUUUUAUGUUCCCUUUCAAAUGGUAAGAAAUAAUUAACGGCACUGGUUCAACAAUUGAGAGGACCAUUAGAAUUGUACCUGCUCUAUGGUUCCCAGUGUACAUGGCCUGUGCAGACCUAUCUGUCCAUCAGAUACACUCUGUGUUUCAGAUGCUGAUCAAUUUUUUUGUCAGUGUUGCUGUGCAGUGAUUUGCUAAAGGACAACAUUUGUAUCUGUAAAACUGUCUGUCCUUCAAAUCUCUCAUCUCAUCCCAACAGACACCGCCACCUACGUUUUACUGUAGAGGAGAGCAUCUUCCCCAUUGGAUGGGCACUACUGCCCCAAGCAUGGCAAGUGUCUUUGAGGUUACUACUUUACAAAAAAGCUCAGACAAAACCAGUUUUUAAGAAGAAUGAAUGUGACCAAGCAGUGGCAGCACAUCAGUGCCCAGUCUUUCUGAUGCUCGAGUCUUUGAUCCAUCAGCUUCAAAUGUUAUCUUUUGUGUUAGCCUUUUUCUCUUCUGCUUUGGUCACAGAAGUAAUUCAUAGAUGAGACUGUAUAAGUGUUGACCUCUGUUUCAAUUAAAACUCUGGUGGUUUGGUUUA